UAUUCAUCGGAUAUGUAUAUAUCUAUAUAUGUAUAUAUCCUAAUACGGAAAAUAUAAAUCUACGGAAAGCGAAGGAAAGGAGAGAAAAAAAAGUAAAAACAAACUUAAAUAUAAUAAAUAAAUUGAUAUAGACAAGCACCGCCUCCCGAGCCGUCGCUCUUGCCAUCGUCCUUUUUAAUCAAACUGCAGUUCUUCUUUUGCCUGUGCGUCGUCUUUGCUACUCUGGUUGGUUUGGCUAUUUUAGGUAUAGUUUUUAAGCACAGCAUUAAAACGUCCUUGCACGAAACGCUGAAAACCGCCAUUAAGGAUUACUCCAAUCCCCGUGAAAGAGAAUCGAAGGAAUUGAUAGACGUCAUUCAGGAGACGAUGAAGUGUUGCGGAGCGUCGGGACCGGCUGAUUACGAAGAACAAACGGCUCCUUGCGCCGUCGAAUACCUUCAAGAAGGGUGCACUGACAAGCUUAUAGCAUUCUUAAAUCAACCGCAAAUUAUAUCCUUGAUCCUGGCAACAUGUAGCUCCGUUGCAACCCUUAUGAUAAUCGGAAUGGUUUUUUCCGCUUGGUUAUGCUGCUCUAUUCGACGUUCUUCUCGAGCCUAAGUAAAUUUUUAUUGCUCGAAAGGAAGAAUUCCAAUGGAGGAUAUUACGAAAAGAAGCUUUUUUUGAGCAGGAUUUACUUUAAUUUUCAGGUCAUUUAUAUUUCAUUCAAUGACAUUUUUGUGUGAAAAAAAAUAGUCCCUUUUGAAAUGAGGACAA
Messenger RNA from Dimorphilus gyrociliatus, 753 nucleotides. Lineage: Eukaryota; Metazoa; Annelida; Polychaeta; Dinophilidae. The record is from the annotation of a GenBank genome assembly.